AAGUGCUGUUCUUUGAUAAACACGAGAACGUGGAGCGGCCGAAGAGUUGUAUGGGGAUGGUGCAAAAACUGUGCUGUGAAGAACAAUGCUAAUACAAAAAUAGCCAGAAGUGUAUUGUUGCGUGAAGCUUAAUCGAAGCAUAGUUUGUAAGAAAGAAAUAUUUGUGAACAGAGUUUUUGGCACUGAAUUCGCGUCUUCGGCAACAAGAACAAGCCGAAAAAUGCAGUUUAGAAUUCUGUGCAGUGUCAUUCUAGCAUUGGUGAUACGCGCCUCUGGAGACGAAAUACUGGGAUGCGGCGGAUUUGUCAAAAGUGACAUAGACAUUAACUUCUCCGACGUGGAAGUGAAACUGUACACAAAACAGGGAAGUCUGAAAGAUCAGACAGAUUGUGCACCAAAUAAUGGUUAUUAUUUCCUACCACUGUAUGACAAAGGAGAAUAUGUCCUUAAAAUACAUCCACCAGCAGGUUGGACAUUUGAACCAGAAGUAGUUUCAUUGAAUGUGGAUGGAACAACAGAUGCCUGUAGCAAGGGGCAAGAUAUCAAUUUUAUAUUUAAAGGGUUUGCAAUAUCAGGCAAGGUUGUCAGUGCAGGUGCUCGCCAAGGUCCCAAGGGAGUGAAAGUUGCACUUUCACUCGAGGGACAGUCUGCUGCUCCUCAUUUGUAUGAAACAAGUACAGGUGAUGAUGGUAGUUUCCAGUUUACUCCAGUUCUUCCAGGCCAGUACAUUAUAAAGGCCUCACACCCAAAAUGGAAAAUGGUGCAAGACAUUGUACAAGUUCAAGUUACCAAGGGAAAUGCAGAUGUUGGUGACAGAAGUCUUGUUGUAGCGGGAUAUGAUGUCUCUGGUUCAGUCACGAGUGACGAUGAACCAAUUAAAGGAGUUAGCUUUGUUCUGUUUCACACAGAAGAGGGAAAACCACCUCCAGCAGUUACUGAUUGUAAUAAGUCUCCUCUGCCUGGCUUCCGGUCAUCAUCUACACCACUAUGUCAUGUUACUUCAGAUGAUCACGGCACAUUUCUCUUUCCGUCCAUACCACCAGGCAAAUAUAGAGUGGUUCCUCACUAUGAGGGUCCACACAGCAUAAAAUUUGAUGUACGACCUAUACAUGUUGACUUCACUGUUUCCCAUGACAGUCUCAAAAUUAAGAAACCAUUUCAGGUUAAAGGUUUCAGUGUAAGUGGAAAGCUUUUGCUUGGACCAGAUGGUAAAGGCAUAGAGGGAGCUACUAUACUUUUGGAUGGGUCCAUCAGAAGUGUUACGAAAUCGGAUGGGUCAUAUCACUUAGAAAACAUGCAGGCAGGAACAUACAAACUCCAGGUUGUUGCAAGUGAUAUGCAAUUCCGGGAUACACCUGUCAAGAUAACGCCUAAUACACCACAGCUGGCAGAUUUAUAUCCUUCUGCUUUCAAGGUUUGUGGUAGUAUAACACCUCACCACUUAACAACUGGUGUUGCGGAAAGAGGCCCAAGAAAUAUCCUCAUCUCCAAGAAAGGAAGUGAAAGUGAAAAAAUUACCUUGAAGUUAAACCAUGGAAGUGGCGAGUUUUGCCACUUUCUUGCCCCUGGAAAAUACGAGGCUAGUGUGGAAGUGACAGAAGAGGAGAAAAAUCGUGGAUUACAGUUUGCGCCAGUUGUUCAUUCAUUUGAAAUCACUGAUCACCCAGUUUUGUCAGGUAUUGUGUUUUCACAAUUGAAAGUGCAACUCUCAGGAGAAUUGCUGUGUUUGAAUCCCGGUAAUGACUGUGGGGAUAUACCAGUUGUUUUGAACACUAUACCUCCGGAUAAUGAUAAUACCAAAAUACCUGUUGGGAUAACAGUUGCACGAGAUAGUCACUUCACAUUUAGUGAUGUACUUCCUGGCAAGUAUCAAGUUUCUGUUGACAAGGAAGACUGGUGUUGGGAAUCUGUCAGUCAUGUAGUGAGUGUGAACACAGCACAGUCAAGAGUACCUGCUUUCAGACACACUGGCUUCUCUGUAACAAUUAUUUCAUCACACAACACCAAUGUACAAUACAAACUUGUGUCUGAAAAAUCUGGAGCUGCAUCUGUACAGAACCUCUCAGUUGAGAGGGGUGUGAACAAAGCUUGUGUCAACCUCCCAGGUGCCUAUGAAUUUGUACCUGCAGGUUGUCAUAAGUAUUCUCCAUCAGUAUUCCUGUGGAACUCUGCAGCUGCUUCACCUAUAAAGCUAACAGCAGUUGCCCACACUGUUGGGGGUUCUGUUAAAUCCAAACAGAAAGUUAAUGAUCUCAUCAUCAAUGUAUUUGAGGUUGAGAGUGAAAAACUAAAAGCCAGGAUUGGACCACUGGAGCCACAACCGCUGAAUAAUGGCCAGUAUGAGUACAAAUUCCAGCUCCAUGUUGUAGAAGGGGAGAGACUCAGAUUUGUUCCAGCAGCCAAUACACUUUUGUUCACACCUGUAAAAAGCACUUUGUCAGGGCCUUCUGACUGUACUGAUAAAGGAGUUGAAUUUUAUGCUGAUAAAGGUCAUAUCAUAGAAGGAAAAGUAGAGCCACCACUGGUCGGUGUUAAAGUAUCAGUAUUUGUAGAAGGUUCUGAGGAAAUCGUUGCAAGCACAGACACUUCCACUGAUGGAAAAUUUAAGUUUGGUCCUCUUUCUGAUGGAUUAAAAUACCGUGUAUCAGCUGAAAAAGAAGGCUAUGUGUUGUCUGGUCCUGACGCUAAAACCACUUUCAAAGCCCACAAAUUAGCAGAAAUUGUGGUAGAAGUAAUAGACAAAGCUGAUGGGAAACCAUUGCAGGGUGUAUUAUUGUCCCUGUCUGGAGGUGAAAGUUUUCGACGCAACAGCCAGACUGAUGCUGAUGGUAAAAGGACAUUCAGUUCACUCAGUCCAAGUGAAUAUUAUCUCAGACCAAUGAUGAAGGAGUACAGAUUUGAACCAUCAUCGAAAAUGAUAACAGUUGUUGAAGGUGCUAGUAUCAAAGUCCAGUUGAUGGGACACCAAGUAGCAUUCAGUGCUUAUGGCACAGUGACAUCACUAAGUGGUGAUUCUGAGGAAGGGAUUGUUGUAGAAGCGGUUGGAAGAGAUUCUUGUUCUCAAUAUCAAGAAGAAAGCACAAGUGAAGCAAAUGGAAAGUUCCGUAUAAGAGGCCUACAGCCACAGUGUGAAUAUACAGUGCGAGUCAAGCAAGGACCUGGUGUUAAUCAGCAUAUUUAUAGAGCGACUCCAGAUGGUAUCCCUGUGAAGACAACAGAAGGUGAUAUUAAGGACAUAAGAUUAAUAGUUUUUUAUCCAUUAACACAAAUGGAUGUGACAGCGAAUGUGCAAGCACCAAAUGUCGAGCACCUUCGCACUUUGAGAGCAAAGCUGUGUCGAGAGGAUGCCCCUGAAUCUCCCGUCCAUGUAGUCAAAUUAGACUCAACACCAGGACGGUCUGCAAAGGGGCAUAAUGCUGCAAUGAUAAUGUUUCCACCGAUACCUGCCGAUGGGCGAAACUACUUCCUUCAACUUGAGUCAACACUUUCUCGUGCAACACACACAUACACAACUCAUGCAGUUCAUUUCCGUGCAAAUAGUUCCUUUAAACACAUUAAAUUAACGUUCCAGCCUGAGCCAAAAGUUGUAGAACAGGAUAUUGGUCAUACAUCAUACAUGACCUUGCCUCUAAUAAUAAUAGUAGUUUUAGCAUACAUAAAUAGAGUGAAAGUUGUUCCAGUAUUAAGUCGUCUUGUGCAGUCUCUUAAUACUCCUGCAUCACCACCAUCAAGUGGUAGUGGAAGGACUACCAUACCUCAAGAUCAUAAUGUGGCUGAUGCAGUUAUGGUAGAGCCAAUUCUAAAUGUCAGGAGCAGGAAGAUAAAACCAAGAAAGACAUAGAUCGUUGUGUGAUGCAUAAAAUCCAGAGAAUAUGGUAGAAGUAGUGACUUACAAGGAACUGACUGGCUGGAAGUUCUGUGUUGGUAUAUUUAUAGUGUGGAGAUCAAGAAUUUAUGGCAAGCUGCAUUACUGCAGUUAAUGGUGUUUCUCCAUGUAGUGUACAUUCCCCUUUGGGUGUAUGCGGUCUCAGGUAACUGUUUGUGAAAGAAAAAAAAUAAAUAUUUAUAUUAGGUUUUUUUUAGUAUUUCUGGCUGUGAACAUUGUUGAAUAGUGUACUUUGUUAAAAAGUGUCAAACAACUUCAUUAAAAUUAGGAAAUGUGCUAACUUAAUCAUUAAUGCUCCAAAAUGUAUUAAAUGUCCCUACCACUGUGUUUUUAUGUGAACAUUGUACUGAUGUGAUUAUUUUGUAAGUGGAUUGAAUGGAAAUAAUAAUACACACUUCAUUCCAAACUAUUUGGGUUUACACUUCAUUUUCCUCGUAAUAUGUACAGAGCUGUUAAAUAUUGCUUCUGAAGUAAAUAGAAUUUCUCAUCA
This is a messenger RNA of Schistocerca serialis cubense, 4376 nucleotides long. Its product is annotated as nodal modulator 3. NCBI's taxonomy places the organism in Eukaryota, Metazoa, Arthropoda, Insecta, Orthoptera, Acrididae. Gene Ontology annotation, cellular component: endoplasmic reticulum membrane. The transcript is spliced from 16 exons. The record is from RefSeq and is a predicted model, not a curated record. Gene Ontology annotation, molecular function: carbohydrate binding. Bases 221 to 3841 code for a protein of 1206 amino acids.